Molecule: messenger RNA, 793 nt
Organism: Zingiber officinale
Lineage: Eukaryota; Viridiplantae; Streptophyta; Magnoliopsida; Zingiberales; Zingiberaceae
Product: truncated transcription factor CAULIFLOWER A-like
Exons: 8
Coding region: 1-744 (247 amino acids)
Biological process (GO): positive regulation of transcription by RNA polymerase II
Cellular component (GO): nucleus
Molecular function (GO): protein dimerization activity; RNA polymerase II cis-regulatory region sequence-specific DNA binding; DNA-binding transcription factor activity, RNA polymerase II-specific
Source: RefSeq, a predicted model, not a curated record
AUGGGGAGGGGAAGGGUGCAGCUGAAGCGGAUCGAGAACAAGAUCAACCGGCAGGUGACCUUCUCCAAGCGACGUUCCGGGCUGCUCAAGAAAGCGCACGAGAUCUCCGUCCUCUGCGAUGCUGAGGUCGCUGUCAUCAUCUUCUCCUCCAAAGGCAAGCUCUAUGAGUACUCCACCAACUCCAGUAUGGAAAAGAUUCUUGAACGUUAUGAACAAUAUUGCUAUGCAGAAAAAGCACUUGUAUCAUCUGAACUUGAUUGCCAGGGAAACUGGCAUCAUGAAUAUGGCAAACUUAAGGCCAAGAUGGAGGCUUUAAGUAAAAGUCAAAGGCAUCUAAUGGGAGAACAACUUGAUACCUUGAGCCUUAGAGAACUCCAACAGCUAGAAAAUCAGCUAGACAAUUCUUUGAAGCAUAUCCGGUCAAGAAAGAACCAAGUCUUGCUUGAUUCAAUCUCUGAGCUUCAGAAGAAGGAAAAGGCACUACAAGAGCAAAACAAAAGUUUGGAGAAGCAAAUCCUAGAGAAGCAGAAGGCCAAGGCUCUCACCCAGCAAGCACACUGGGAACAAGCCCAAACAAGUUCCUCCUCUCCGCCCUUCAUAUUGGCUGAUGCUAACCCUACCUUGAAUAUUGGAUGUUACCAAAGAAGGGCAACCAUUGAAGGGGAGGUAGAAGCUGUAGAGGCCCAGGCUCGGAUCAACAACAGUAUGCUUCCUCCAUGGAUGCUCAGCCAUUUUAAUGGCUAGCUCCUCAUCAUCCUGCAAGCUUCAUAACAAUCCUUGAUGAAAUACUACU